AUGGUUCGUUCGAAAGCUCCUGCAAAGAAGCAGCAGAAGAAAGGAAUUGAUUUUAAGAAAAUCAAGAGAAAGCUUGGGAGAAAAUUACCUCCACCAAAGAAUGCAACUAACACAGAGAUUAAAUCCAAAGCAAUUACACUUCGUGAGCAAAGUUUGGGAGCAGAGAAGAGUGGCUUCGCUACAAGUAACAGAGGCUUGACCUUAGAGGAGCUUAUGAGACAAGUUGCUCAUACUAAUGCCAAAGUUCGCAAAAAAGCGUUAGAGGGAUUCGAAAACCUGUUCAAGAAUCAUCCAGCAGAGCUGCAGUCACAUAAAUAUGCUAUUGUAGAGAAACUUAGGGAGCGCGUUAGUGAUGAUGAUAGUUCAGUGAGAGAUACUUUAUAUUCACUAUUUCAGACUAAGAUCUUUCCUGCUUGUAAAGAGGAAAACCAGGGACGUAUUGUGUCACUUUUGAUGCCAUACAUGUAUAUCGCUAUGGCUGAUUCAGCUAUCGAUGUUCGUUUGAUGGCUUUCAAAUUUUUGGACCUUGUUGUGGAGUACUACCCGCCUACCUUUUCCUUGGAUGCUGAAAAGAUUCUCGAAAACUACAAGGAUAUUAUUCAGAAAAACCAUUUUUAUGUGCAAAAUAAAAGCAAGCUAAAGGUAGCUCUUUCUGGAUUGGCACGUUGCCUGUCGCUGUUGCCAUGUGAUGAGAGCGACACCGAAGCACAGAAAAAGGGACCUUUAGAGAAUGAAACGCUUCUUGCCUAUGAGCAAGAUGCUGCAAAAGAAUGUGUUCGCUUUGCCAAUGUUUCCGGGAUAUUGAAGGAGAUUGUUGGAGUCUUAAUCAAUUGUUUCCAAGAUUUCAUUCCAUUGAUUCAUGCUUCCCGAGUAUUUGAUCCAGAAUCAUAUAAUUGUAUGCGCGGUAUACUUUGCAGCAUAGGUUGUGCAAUCAAGUUUUCCAUCCGUAGGUACACUCAAAGACAGACUACAUGGCUACCUGCAUCUGAAGAAGUUACCCUGAUGAUUUUGGAUCAGGAUAUUGCAUCAAUGUUAUCAAAAAAGUUGCUUGGUUCUUUUCCACUUAAUCCAGAGAACAAUCCUUCCGGAAAGGAUGAUGAAAAGUACUUUAUUAUCAACAGUUUAUUGACAGAAAUCUUUUUGGAAGUAAGUGAAUGGAGUCACCUUCCUAUUGAUCUUUGGAAUAGAUUUCUGGAAUUUAUUGAGAAUACACUUGUAGGCAAGAUCACCAGGCUAAAUAAAUCUGAUCACGAAAAGGCUUUACUUGCACUCUUGCCCUCUGUUCCAAAACUUAUUUUAAGAGUGGACCGUGAUCAGAGAGAUAAACUUCUGCAGGCAUUUACUAUUACCUUCAGCAAUUGCAAACCGGAGUCUCCACUUAUAUUAGCCUGCAUUUCAAUUGUUAGAGACAUGAUUAUCCCUAAUGGAGAUAUCCUUUAUCCUAAUGCAAGUGAUCUAACAGUAAAUUACUACCAGACUACUUGGGUCAACAAACUUCCGUCACUGCUAAAUCAGUUAGGUGAUAAACAUCCGUUAACUACCCAGGCUGUUUUGCAACUUUUGCUCGACCUUGGGCGAGUUGGGUGUCUGAAUGCUUCCCCCACAUUUGAAGAAGACAUCAUAAACUUCUUCAGCCCUUAUCAGGGAGAAGGUGAUGUCCCUGGUGGACCUUUUGCAACUCUCCCUAGGGAAGCCCAAGAACUGGCUCUCUGUUUUCUUUACUACUUCUCCAUCGACCAUUUCAGUUCUUCUUUGCUGAAAUCAAUAGUUUCCUGCUGUCUAUAUCCACAACUUGAACCAGUUGUAUUGUAUCGGACAGUGGAAAUUCUUCACACUGCCUAUAGAGCUGGAUAUAUCCAGAUUACAGAUCAUUUCAGCUUCAUCAUCAGCUUAAUUGCACGUUUCAAAGUUGCCCCAGAGAAAGGGCAGUUAGUGAUAAACUGUAAUGAGCCGGAAGCAUAUCGUGGCACAUUUAAAGCACUUACAAAGCUCGUGUGUAAGUGUUUGUCGGAAAUGGGUGAUGGCUCUAUUGUCCUUCAGAUUCUAGAGAAAGUUUUACUCGAACAGAUAGCUUUGAAGCCUGCGUUGGACUAUGGGUGUGCCAUACUCAGGAUGAUAGUCGAGUUGGACUCUAAACCUACCAGACUUUCUGAAAGCAGUGUAAACACUCUAAGUGAAUUCUUACCGGGAUAUCUGAUCGACAUAGUCAAUUGUAUACCAGAAGAUAAGGAGAACUCUUACCUUUACAAGCAAACAUAUCUCUACUAUUUAGUACCUUGCUUUUACUUGUUCGACCGGAGCCCCAAACUCACGGAACAGGUUCUGAAGCGAAUGCGAUUGAUGGUUAGUGAAAACACAGAAGUGCUGGCAGCGGUCCAAGACAGGGAGAUCGGUCAAAACUCAUUGAACUUAAUACACUGCAUUGUCUCUGUGAUCCUGCUGAUGCACAACAAUGUUGAUGUUAAGAAGAUAAUAUUGUCAUCCAAGUCAGAGAUAGAUUUGAUCCUGCAGGACGUUAUCUCGUUACAGUCCUCAGAAAGCACGAGCUUGACAGUAGAAGGAAAGUAUAUGAUGAAAAUGGAGGCAAAACGACUUGAGAUUGCAUCCAAUAGCUUACUUACAUAG
Molecule: messenger RNA, 2625 nt
Organism: Arabis nemorensis
Lineage: Eukaryota; Viridiplantae; Streptophyta; Magnoliopsida; Brassicales; Brassicaceae
Source: the annotation of a GenBank genome assembly